Messenger RNA from Aspergillus heteromorphus CBS 117.55, 272 nucleotides. RefSeq lists its product as uncharacterized. The transcript has a single exon. The record is from RefSeq and is a predicted model, not a curated record. The annotation marks the transcript as partial. NCBI's taxonomy places the organism in Eukaryota, Fungi, Ascomycota, Eurotiomycetes, Eurotiales, Aspergillaceae.
AUGUUAGACUCCUUGGUCCGUGUUUCAAGACGGGUCGUUUGCGACCAUUAUGCCAGCGUCCGAGCCGAAGCGCGUUCCUCGGUCCGGGCUGGCCGCAUUGCACCCCUGGCUAUAAGGUGCCCCGGAGGCACUACAUUCCAGGGGCCUUUGACCGGCCGCCCAAACCGACGCUGGCCCGCCACGGGAAGUACACCGGCACGAAUGCCGGCUGAACCCCGCGGGCGAGUCUGGUCGCAAGCGCUUCCCUUUCAACAAUUUCACGUGCUGUUUAA